Molecule: messenger RNA, 1808 nt
Organism: Setaria italica (foxtail millet)
Lineage: Eukaryota; Viridiplantae; Streptophyta; Magnoliopsida; Poales; Poaceae
Product: cell number regulator 13
Exons: 3
Coding region: 262-846 (194 amino acids)
Biological process (GO): cell surface receptor signaling pathway
Source: RefSeq, a predicted model, not a curated record
UCCUGGAAACCCGGCCUCCUUCACGUUUGGCGCCAACUGUAUGCUUCGUUCAAACAUGUCAGCAUCACAGUUCACAAAACUCUAAUCAUUUUCAACUGCCGUUGUCUCUUUCACACCAGUCAAGUUCUUGGACUUGUCUGCCACUCCCUCCCAAACCAUGGCCUUUUUUAUGCUCUCACUCACCACCCCACCUUCUCUUCCUCCUCCUCCAUCUUCCUCGACCUCAACCACACCACCAAACCAAAAAUCAACGGCAAGGACAUGGCUCUGGUCGGUCAGGUCGCCACGGUGGCGCAGCUGGUGGGUCUCGACGCGUACAGCCUCAUCACCAUGAUCGCCGACGCCGCGCGGACGGUGCGCCGGAACCGCGCCACCUGCCGGCAGCUGGCGCGGCGGGUGGAGAUGAUCGGCGGCCUGCUCCGGCGGCUCCAGGACGCGCACCCGAUGCGCGCGCCGGAGACGCGGGCGCCCGUGGAGGAGCUCGAGGAGACUCUCCGGCGGGCGUACCUGCUCGUGCGCUCCUGCCAGCGGCGCGGGUACGCGUACCGGUGCUUCAUGGGGGCGCGCCACGCCGACGAGCUCCGGGAGGUGCAGGGUGAGAUCGGCUUCUACCUCCAACUCUUCCCCCUCGUCAGCUACGUCGACGCCACGCUCAACUGGGUGAGGCUCCUCGACAAGGCCGGUGAGAAUUCGUCGUGCCAAGAGGCACCUGUGGUAAGACCAUGUCUUGUGCCGUUCCUAUUUCUCUCGUGCGAUGGAUGCUGCUUAGCAAUUGUUCAGGGAGUAUGCCUUGGUAAUUGGCAUAGUACUGACACGGUUUACACCUCCUCUUCUAAUUUCUUCUGAUGCACAUAUCCAUAAAAUUUUUCAAGUGUCGCUACAUGGUACGGACUUAAUUCUUUCUCAUCUUAUCACUUGACACACUAACAAUGAUCUAGCUAGCACCCUGUUUUUUCUUUGGGAACAGCUAGCUAGUAUGCAAUUGUUGGCCCUCUUUGUCAGAUUUACUAGCUGUCAAAUUCAGGUGAAAAUGCAUUCAUAUGUGCCAAAUAGGUAUGUUGGAAUUUUCUUUCCAUCAUGGGAUGAUAAAAUCAGAUUUACUACCUGACCAACUCUUGGGUGUUGUUUUUACCGCUCGAGAGUUUUCGGAUGAUCUGUUUGCACCUGUAGCUUACCUUCUGGUUCAUCAGGACAACAAAGUUCCAGGGUCAUCGCAGGCUCCGAUGCCGACACAGUUGGUGCAGCCCUUGAGCCUCCCACCACUGAAGGAGGAGUAGGGCAACAUAUGACAUUUACCCUUGACAUGCUCAAUUUUUUAGAUUUUCUGACACAGAGCAACCCUUGCUGCUGUAAGGUGUUGAGACGAAAUACGAGCUCUGAAAGAGAAAUAAGGAUCAAAUUUAUUGUCAUCGACCAGAAGUGCCUACUACUGCUCUUAAUUCUAUAAGAGAACCAUAAAAAAGUAAAAAAAGGAUAGGUGAAGGCGCGAAGGGCAGUUCGACCAAAACCUUCGUAGUAGAGUUAACAAUUUUCAAGAUGUUCAGACGUGUCUUGAUGUACCCGUAAGAAAAAAGACGUGUCUUGAUGUCAUUUUUGCCUUGCUACUGUGAAUACCGGCGGACGUACUACUACUAUGAGUCUCAGAUUCUUCAAAUCUGUAUAGUGCCUCUUUUUAACUAUUCAGAACUCAGAAUCAUGCAAUUUUCAAAGAUGUCUCUCAAUGUGCACACAAGCUGCUUCUCCGAAGAUGCAACUUGUACAGAGAAUUUGUUCCUGAUUACAUAUAAAGAGAAAGAGAUUCCACGCUU